UCUGUAUACAAAGUAAAUAUUAUUUAAAAUGGACAGAGAGGCGGGAAAGGGAGAAAAUAAGGUAAGAAUUCACAGUGACAGAGACACAGAGGAGAAUUUUAUUACUGUUAGUGGGGAUAAAAAUGAAGCUGUCUCAGCUGAAAUGCCCACAUCAGACCCUGAAGAAAAGCACGGUGAUAGCGGGAAAGUCACAGAAGAGUCCCCCCCUGAAGAGGCCGCCACUUUUGAACCAGAAGCCAAAAGUGAAGAUGAGCUCUGCACUGAGUUUGAUGUGAUGAAUAAAGUCAAAGAACAGCCACUGUCCCAAGAAGAAAGUGUGGUUUCUGAGAUGAACAGCACUUACCACGAUGACGCUCACAAGCUACAGCCUGAGACCCAAGACACGGAGAUCUCCAGCCCUCUACACCACGAAGAUGAAGAGGCUGAAAAAGAGGGAACCACAUCUCCAUGUGCACAAAAACUAAACAUAAAGUAUAAAGAAUACAGACAGCUCCUCCAGAAGCUGUGCAAGGAGCGAGAUAGGGCCAGGCAUAACAGCAGCCAGCUGCAGAUGAAACUGGCGCAAUACUUCAAGAAGGCUGGGGACAGUGUCCAGCUGGAGGGCGAUAAGCCUGUGUCAGAGCAGCUGCAGGAGUACAAGAGGUACAUCAACACCCUGACUGACCUGAAGCAGCAGCUCUGUGCUGAAUCAGAGGCAGCCCAGCGUCAGGCAGAGGACCUGAGGCUACAGUCCGAGGAGCAGCUGGGCAAGGUGGAAGAUGAAUGGCGAGCACUGAUGGCACUGAAACAGGAUACAGCUGUGAAGAUGCUAAGCAGACGCCUGGGUAAAGAAGCAGCUCGGGCCAAAGUGGAGGCGUCUCUGCGAGCUGAACAGCUUCGGCAGGACGAGCUGAUCAAACUGCGGCUGAAGCACAUCAAGUUGAAUAUGAAGGUUCGCAAGCUGGAGGCAGAGCUCCGCCGUGGGGAGGAACAUGACAGGGACCCCAUACAGAUCCAGUUUGAGCAGCUGCAGGCUGAGAAGCUAGAGCAGAAAAAACAAGCCGAAAAGCAGCACGAGGGAUCACUAAAGCUGCAGAAGAAGAUCAGCAGUAGCUUGGAGUGCCUGUCAAAUAUAAAGGAGAAGCUGCACUGGUGCCAGAUGGAGGUCAAGGUGAAGAGAGAGCAACUGACUGAGGUGGAGGCCGUGGUGGCUGGGAAGAGGGACCACCUAAACAGGGUCAAGCAAGAAAACAGUCGCCUGCACAGACAAAACCUGAGGUUGAAGGAGCAGCGUGGGCUGCUGGGCAACAGGGUCCUGCUGCAGGACUUUGAGGAUACUGUGAAUGCCUCUGACCAACUGGAGGAACAACUAGAACAUCUGAAGUGCCGGCAAGCCGAGAUCCUCUUCAGCUGUGGCGGGUGGAAAAGUCAAUAAUGACUAAAACUUUAUCUUAGGUUUCAAAAAGCUAUGAAAAAAAUGAGAAAAGAACACAUGUAGCUGACAAGGAGCUACCAGGAAUGAGAACGAGCACUAGCCCUUACAGUUUGAUUCAGUGUAGUGUCUCCCUGCCUGCAUGCUGUAAAACUUGGAAAAACAUAAUCUGCAUAAGAAGUCAUGGUCGGGAUUCCAUGCAUCCUCUCAAAAACAAUAAUCAUCUUAGAUAAGGUGACUCAGAGAUGUUGAUUGCAAUCUUAAAAACAUUGAUAGAAAUAAAGAUACAUUUUUGUGGACUUUUUGUAUUUUAAUAUGAAAAUUUACUUGCUUUACCACAAGGUUUUAGUGUAUUUGUCCUGUGGUAAAGAAAUAAUUAAUUUAAUUUAAUUUUACAAAGAAAACAUAGUAGCGGUUAAUACUGUCACCUCACAACUAGAAGGUUGUAUAUUUAUAGUUCCUGGCUGGCUUCAGCUUCUGUGUGGGAAUAAUUCGGUGAUUCUGAAUUGCCUGUAGGUGAAGAUGUGAGAGUGACUGGUGAAGUUUGUGUUCAAAAUUUUUUUUAAUAUUUUUUUCCUUGGAAUAAAAUUAAAUAACCAAAACAUUCAUGAUCGAUAAAAAAAAAAAGAUACAACAUAGACAACAAAGAUGAAUCAGACUCACGGCCUCUUGCUCCAGGGUCCACUUCUUCCAUACAUUUAACUAUGUGUAUACUUAGUGUUGUUGGUGAGGUAUGUCCCGUCAUAAUAAGUCUGAUUCUCACAUACACAUCAGUUUGGUUCUGUAAAUGCUCACGUUGCAUUGAAUAUACUGACUCCUGACUUUAGGGAAACUCCCAAGAGUCAAGGGUUAAGUUGUUUGUUGAAUCAAACAAAAAUUAAGGAUAAACGUGACCUCUAGAUUAGACUACUGUAAUUCCCUUUACUUUGGUCUCCACUCGGCCCUUCUUCAUAGAUUGCAGCUUGUCCAGAAUGCUGCGGCACGCCUUCUGACUGGAACCACAAGGUUUGCCUCUAUUACCCCAGUCCUUGCUGACCUGCAUUGGCUCCCUGUCAAAUACCGCACUGAGUUUAAAAUUCUGUUGCUUACCUUUAAAAUCAUAAACAAUACUGCGCCGUGCUACCUCACUGAACUCCUUAGUCUCCUUAGUCCAUAUACCAACAAUUACUCUUAGUGCAGCCUAGAUCCCGGCUAAAGACCAGAGGUGACAGUGCUUUUGCCCUGGCAGCCCCGAGGCUCUGGAACAAUCUUCCUGCUGCUAUUCGCGCCUCUGUUCAUUUAAAUCUCAGUUAAAAACUUGUUUGACCUGUUUGACCGAGUGUUUUCAGUUAGUUAGUGCACAUUCCCUAUAUUUUACCCUUAUGUUAUUUAUCUUCUACUAAUGUUCCACUGUAUAAAUACCCCCACCUUAUAUUUAUGAGUACUCAGUAAUUUUAUCUUCUAAACUAUGCUCUAAUGUUUUAUUUCUUUUUUUGUCUGUACUUUUUGGGGUUUUUUGUACUCUUUUAUAGCCUUUCAUCUUAUAUCUUAUGUUUUAACCUUGUCGUGAAGCACUUUGGUGUACCUUCGGUUUUAAAUGUGCUAUAUAAAUACAGUUGUAUUGUAUUGUAUUGUAUAAACUAGCAAUACAUUUAUUUAUGGAUUAUAAAGACAAGAAGACUUUGA
Messenger RNA from Oreochromis aureus, 3076 nucleotides. RefSeq names its product coiled-coil domain containing 96 (gene cfap184). Gene Ontology annotation, cellular component: ciliary basal body; axoneme. The transcript has 3 exons. The coding region runs from base 29 to 1414 and encodes 461 amino acids. Gene Ontology annotation, biological process: cilium assembly. The record is from RefSeq and is a predicted model, not a curated record. Lineage: Eukaryota; Metazoa; Chordata; Actinopteri; Cichliformes; Cichlidae.